GUGUGGCAGUUUUCACAGCCAAAUAGAUUAUCACAUUCAGUUGUCCAUUGGAAUUAAGCAUCCCGACACACAAAAACUUCCAUUCUUGAAGCAUAGCGUACAUACGUAUGUAUACGUACGUAUGUACAUACAUAUUUGCGUACAGCCGUUGCAGUCACCAAGUCAUCAGUGAAUUAGGCAAGCAAAUACAUAAUAAUAAUAUCCAAGAACUGAUUUGGUCUUCAUUUGUCCAACACUUCCAAAACCUUCAGUUCCUCAGUUUUCAUACACAACGGUGGUACGCAAAUUUAAUGCAUGUCAUACUUCUUCAGCCUGUUCUCUUGUGAAACAAGUGUAUUUAAUACCAUCAUGAACAUUACAUUACAAGAAAUAAUAAUAAUUGUGUCGCUAUGAAGCAGUUACAUUUUACUCUUUCACUACAUUCGUGGCGUUUGAAUAACUUGCUAAAUCAGUGAUUCCACUUUAAGCGUACAUACAUAAGUGGCAGUGCUCAACGACUGUUCAAUUCAAACAUAGUGGUUGUGUUGCUACCUAAUUUCGUACAAUGUAUGCGGUUAAUAGAGUUAUAUAACUAUCGUCAAUGGUGCAAUUGUUAGUUGAGGUGAUGGGGAACAUUCAUGUAUAAAAAUAGCUACCUCCAUUUUAACAAUCUACAAGAUGCAGAUGUAAUUCCCACAAAAAAUUGCGUCGACCCUGAAAUCAUAUCUUGAGGCAAUUCUUUCACAAGCACCAGAAUAAGUGUCAUUAGAUUUGCUGCCUGCAAAAUCCUCAUUCCUCUUCCGAAUGGUUUCCAACAAUAAACUCCAACAUAGAAAUUUCGCAUCACCUGAACUCGUCUUGCUCACUGAAUGACAGGAAGUGACAGGUCUCAUUUAUAAUACGAUGCUGCUACAAAAUACGUCAAUGAGUGAUCUUUGUAUUCUUCUUCGUGUUCUAUAAAACCCAAUUAAUGUGAACUCGUUCACACUCGCAAGAGCAACGAGAUGAUUAGCAGUUGCUGAUUAAUAUAACCCCAACAACGCAGAACUUCAUCUUUUGUAGCGAGUUCCUCUCGACUGGAAAGCAAUAUUGCAAAAAUACAAUCGAGGGUGUUUUUUUUGUUCCUAGAGCUUGAACAUGUUAAAAUAAGACACCACGGCCAAACUGUUGAGUUCCUUACUUCACGCAAUAUAGUUAGUCCUUAAAAUCUAAAUAUACACACCAUUCACAUCAUUAUUAUACAAGAAAGAGUUCAACAGUAACUGUGAUGUUGCUUGAGCAUCAGUAGUCGAGAAAAGCCAGUCAGGAACAGUAUGUGUUGCGUAUAUUACUAUGUACUUUUGAUGCACACCAAGCAAACCUAACCAAACCCAGUUAGUUGCAGUUUGGAAAGUGGCAAUAAACCAUGAUUCCUCUUCUGCAGAUGUACUAUAUUUACCAUUCAACAGAACCUAAUUCAGUGUCAAAAUCUGUGCUACUUGAUCAGGUAGCAGUUUAACCUUUGAAAACGCGACAUAUUUCGUCUUUGCAAAAGUGAAAGCUUCGGUUCCUUAAAAAAACAUCGCAUUCAGGGACAACAUUCUUGUGGAAUGAGCCCUAAUAAACGCCACCAAAUGCAUGUGCGGGUGAAAGUCCUACCACACUCGUUGUACAUUGCACAUCAUGCUUUCAAGAACUAUCAAUGUGAUACUUAAGCUACAAAGUGAUCAAGUGACCUCAGUCGUAGCGUGAAAAUAUCAUCGUCACAAGUGGACUGCAGCCUAAAAAGUGAUCUUGCGUAGACUUAUUGGUAGUUCAUACUGAAAUUUUUAGAAUCAUCGUUGACGCACAUAUGUAGCAUUCGAAAUCGUGGUGUAGUGGUAUUUUAUAGUAACGUGCAUACUGCGUAAUUCAGACAGUAACUGAAAUAUGCAAGGUGUGGCCUGACGAAAAUAAAAUUUUACUAAAUAAAUAAAUACACAUAAUUUGCCGAAAUCAUAUAUGAUCCCAAUAAAAACAGAACUCUGCAAAACAAAUUUCCAGGAAAAUGCCAAGAAAAAAUAUCUCAAUUUCGAUACGAAAUUGAGCAAAAAAAAUUGUGCACAAUAAAUCAAUAUAAAUAUAACAACAUUAUUAUUACACAAGAGUUGAAUUGCAAAAAUUGCCAGUGACGUGAAUGGGUAUUGAAAGGGAUUUUAGUAUGCUGAGAAUGCCGGAAAAUAUCCUAAAUUGUGGUUUGGAGAUUCGGGGGGAUUCUGACCAAAGCAACCCAAUGUUACUACGAAGGGUGUGCCCAACUAGUGAAAGUAGCGGCGGCCCUUCGAUGAACGGAGUCAUUCCCGAGUUCCACAUGAUGGACCCCUUGCUGCAAGACCACGCAUUCCAACAGCAACUUCUCCAGUUGAAACAAGAACAAGAACUCCAACAUCAGCUCUUGCUGCAGAGUUACCAAGCUCAGCGACAGAAGCUGGCGGAGGCUCAUGAAAAACAGCUUGCCCAAAGACUAAAGGAGUUCUGGGAAAAUAAACGUCGUCAGGAUGAAGAAAGGGACAAAUUGGAGGCGUUGAAAAAUAAGGACAAGAAUGAGCAGAGCGCGAUCGCCUCGUCGGAAGUGAAACAGAAACUUCAGGGCUUUCUCCUGAACAAGAAACAACGGGAAGCGGCGGCUUAUGGGGCUGCAGGAACCCCAACACCAGGUCAACCAGGACCAUUUCCAUCACAUCCGUAUCGUCGUCCAAUGUUGAUGGCGAAAUACGAAGAUGACUUUCCCCUCAGGAAGACAGCAUCUGAACCUAACAUAACCUUACUGAAAAUGAGACUAAAGCAAAGAGUUUUGGAGCGUCGCAGUAGUCCUUUGGUUCGUCGAAAAGAGCGCUCACACAUUAAACGUCGUUCGUAUCUCGCAAUGGAUGGAAGUGGUAGUGCGGGAUCAACGCCUGAUUCAGGACCGAAUUCACCUCCAAUUAACUGUGGAAUUGUGGGCACACCACAAUCAGGAAGUGGUGGGGGCACACCUCAGCAUGAUGACAGUGGAGGAAGCGGAGGGUCACCUUAUGGACAUUCAGCAUACGGCCCAACAAACAGCGUGUGCGACUUAACACUCUACAGCAGCCCUUCACUUCCCAACAUUUCUUUGGGGGCGAGAGUGCCCCACUCCCUCACUUUGGGAAGACCAAUUCCUCCAAACUCUCAGGAAAGUAAGUUGGCUGCUGUGUCGGAGACUGAAGUACGCUGCCCGAUUCCACCCCUUUCAGUACAGUCAGGCAAUGGUCCAUUAAUGCCAAUGCCGUUUUACCCACCUCCAAAUCUUCCCAUGGACCCUGCCGAGCUUGAAGCUUUGUAUCAAUCUGGCGGAAUGAUGGCGUUGACCACAUACCAGGCUCAAGCAUUGAAUGCUGCUAGUCAGGCACAAGCAGAACAACUUGCACAACAGCAGGACCCUCAGAGGGUGGGACCAGGACGUACAAUCCAUCACAGACCCCUUGGACGAACUCAAUCUGCACCUCUGCCACUUGGUCAUCCUAUGCUGGUCAUGAACAGUGUUGGAAUGGUAAAUGGAAUCACAGGAUCACAAAUUCCUGGCAAUCCAAACAUGAAUCAACCACCCACAACUCAUCAAUUGUUGAGAAAUGCAAUUCGCCAAACUGUAUUAACCAGAGCUGGGUCUCGGGGUGCGGUGCUUGGAUCUCUUAGCAGGACUGUUAGCGUUGAAGAAGACUCUGGCGAAGGGGAGGGCGAGGUUGACGAACAAACUCAGCACAUUCAGCAACAACAGGCCAGAAGCGCUUACGUGAAUCGAAUGGUUCAGCAACACCUAUUGAAGCAUCAACAACCACCUGUCCCUGAAGGUUCUACUAACAUUCCUGGCGGCACCAAUGUCGUAUCCGCCAUUCCUCAAAGACUCCAUCACACCGUCAGACCCCUUUCUAGGGCUUUAUCUAGUCCCCUGGUUGCACUAGGCUCACCAGGUUCACCCCAGGAUGUAUUACAACAAACAAUGUCUGCAAAGCCUGGUGGCACUGGAUUAGCGUUUGAUAACAUCAUGCUAAAACAUCAGUGUUUGUGCGGGGAUAACUCUCAGCAUCCUGAACAUGCUGGCCGUCUUCAGAGCAUUUGGGCAAGACUUCAGGAAACGGGACUUAUUGGAAUGUGUGAACGAAUUCGAACAAGGAAAGCAACUUUGGAGGAAAUUCAGGUGGUCCACAGCGAGGCUCAUACUUUAUUAUUUGGUACAAAUCCGUUGAGUCGUCAGCGUUUGGAAUUGAGUCGUUUCCCCGAAUCGAGCCUCCCAAUUAAGAGUUUGGUUCGAUUGCCGUGCAAUGGAAUUGGCGUGGACUCUGAUACUGCGUGGAAUGAAAUUCAUACUCCUGCGGCUGCUAGAAUGGCAGUUGGUUGUGUCAUGGAAUUAGCUUUCAGGGUUGCAGCCGGAGAACUCCGCAAUGGAUUCGCAAUCGUUAGACCACCAGGCCAUCAUGCUGAACCUGUGCAGGCAAUGGGUUUUUGUUUCUUCAAUGCGGUGGCUAUUACUGCAAAAUUACUCCGAGCAAGAUUUCAACUUGAGAAAAUCAUGAUUGUUGAUUGGGACGUUCAUCACGGGAACGGAACUCAGCAAAUUUUCUACGACGAUCCUCAUGUUUUAUACAUGUCUAUCCAUCGGCAUGAUGAUGGUAAUUUUUUUCCUGGGACCGGUGCUGUGACUGAGUGUGGACAUGAAGAUGGAAUGGGCUUCACCGUUAACAUACCGUGGAGUGGAGGUUUAAAUCCUCCAAUGGGGGAUGCAGAGUACAUGGCAGCUUUCCGAUCGGUGGUGAUGCCGAUCGCUAAUGACUUUCAACCUGACGUUAUCUUAGUAUCAUGCGGUUUUGAUGCUGCUGCAGGCCAUCCAGCCCCGUUGGGUGGGUACAAAGUGACGCCGGCUUGCUUUGGUUGGAUGGUCCAACAGUUAAUGACUGUUGGACAUGGUAAAGUUGUACUGGCAUUAGAAGGUGGCUACGAUCUUCCAGCAAUCUGUGACUCCAGUCAAGAGUGCGUGAAAGCCCUGUUGGGAGAGCAAAUAACUCCCAUACCUGAAGAGGAGUUACUUCGAACUCCCAGCGCACCUGCAGUCGAUACCCUUUUACAAACAAUGACUGUUCAAAAACCCCACUGGCCCUGCAUUAAAAGGUCUUUGGUUUCUUGUUCUGCAGUGGAGGCUGCUGCAACUUCGAUGGAAGGCAAGAUUUUAUUGAGAGAACGGGUCGAAUCGGAAACCGUAACUGCUAACAUGGCGUCGUUGUCCAUGCAUAAUGCUCGUCGACCCAGUGAAGCCACGACUAGGUCCAACGACAGUGAAAGUUCCGAUGUUUCAGCUUCCAUAAAUUCGUCUUCGAAAGUGACAGGUCGCCGAUCUUCCGACAUGAACAUGAAUGAAGAUAAUACAAAUGAACAACGGGUGAGAGGGGACAGCGAGGAGCCCAUGGAACAAGAACAAUGAGCUCCCAAUGUAAUCAACUCAUGAACUUGGUCGCGUCAUAUUGGUAAGAAAUUAUACACAAAGCUUCCGGAUCCGAAUCUGAGACACACAAAAAAGUACUACUACAGCGACCAUACGAGUCUAUAACAAAAUUCUUGUUUUGUUUUUACAAUCCUACGAAUUAGAGUGAAACACUGUUUCGUGACCAAUACUCCAAGUCGAAAUACAAUUAUUUUAAUAGGUAUAGAAUGCGCUGGAUCGCAACAGUUUUGUCCGGGACAUGCAUUUUUUGUUACGUGCAACAUGCCUCCAAAAAUAAACAAUUGAUCGAGUCUCGUAGAACCAGACAUUUUAUUUACUCUUGUUAAAAAUGAUCCAGAUUGUUUCACAGAGAUUUCUAAUACAAAAUCAAAUAUAGUUUGAAUCUGAAAUUGGUUAUCUAAAGUGUUGCAUACAUUUACAUAUAUCCUCUAAAAUUCAACUAGUCUUGUUCGUUUGUUAAAUUUCUUUGCACGUUUAUGUAUCUUCGCAACUCGUUAAAUACAUUCCCGUCACGAAUCGACUAGCACAGGGUCGGCUAUGUACGACUUCGUAUAUUUACAUAUAUAUGCAUAUUAUGUAAUACAGGAUGUUUACAGAUUUUGUAGAAAGACAAUUACAUGGAUUACUUGUGAUCCAAUUUGCGCCAAAUUUGGCAAACAUGAUCUCGAAGGUCACGACCACAUCUGCCAAAAGUUUCAAAUUUCUAUCUUCAAAGUUGGCCCCCAAAAGUUAGCCCAAAGUGGACGAACCGUAAAAGCGGUUUCCGAAGCUAAUUUGGCCGCGAAGAGUGCCCAAACGAUUAUCCAAAAAUCUGAAACCUAUCUUAUCGUGUCCCUCACAUAUAAUUGUAUUGAUUUUGUAAUAAAACGAUGGUAAUUAGUUUCAUCCGACCAAGGUAUACCACGAAAUGCAUACCCCUCAAAACGAUGAAUUCUGCCACCCUGAAGAACAUUGACCACCACGAUGUCAAUCAGAAUCCUAUAACCAAAAAACAGGUCACAAUGCAAUCCCAGAUGUCUCCUGGACACGUUAAUAGCAUUUUAUGACACAAUUUUAAAAAAUCUGUGCAGAGGAAGGCGAAAGUCCGCGCACUUAAAUUUGCCCAUAUUGUAAACAAAAAAACUAACAGUCAGAGGCUGUUUGAAGGUCAUGUUGGUAACAAAAAUUCCGAAUUUGUCGUCACAUUGACCUGGGCACUCGGCUACCUUCAAAACUAUAACAGGACAAAAAUAAUUUGCUGCAAAACGGACCGAAAGCAGAUUUCAAACCAUGGGUCUGAAAAGAAGGAAAAGUUGUCUGACUUAUUCCUGGUGGUAGAUGCAAUGAUGGACCGUGGAGUGCUAACGUUGGUAUCUGGUGCGUCUAAUGCAAAAAUAAACUCGAAGUACUUUAUGGACAAUGUUUUACAUAAGUUGUUCGAGGUCAAAAUUGCAAAGAAGCAUUUUGAAGAGCCUGACAAAGUUUGCAUCCAUCACGACGCGACAUUUUCAUAUACGGCCGAAAUUACCCAACCGGACAGCCAAGAUUUAAAGGAAAACCCCGGAAUGACCUCCACAUCUUUUUCCGGGGUACAUAUUAAGUAACAUGACAGCAGUCCGAUGGAUUUUUUGAGGCUUGGGUGCCUAGAACAAAGUAUUUUCAAUGACAGAGAUAAAAAAUGUCUGCUGCUUGGAAAACUCUUUCACCGAUUCCUCUACUUUGAGGUCACUUUUUGAGCUCAUUUUUAAAGAUAAAAAUUUGAAACUAGGUACAUGUGUGACCGUGAUCUUGAGGAUUACGUGUUCGAAAUUUGGGGCCAAAGAGGAAUAUAGGUUCCCAGUUUACCCAUAAAUUUGUCUUUCCACAAAAUCUGUAAACACCCUCUGUACGUAGUAGAUGUGUUUAAUUAUAAAUGCAUAAUACAUGUACCACAUUAUUAGUACUUAUGUAAGUACGUAUGUUUGUCGCCAAUGAAGAGUUUUUUAUGUUAACAAUGUCAGAAUGAGUGCUAUGCAAACCUCAUAUUCACAAACGAUAACAAAGUAAUAGUUCUUGUAUGGUUCGUUUCGAAUCUUUUUUUUUUACACAACGCAUGACAAUUUGUUAAACUUUUAUGUAUUUCAGGAAUCCGAGUUUUUUAAGACUAUGUUUCAGAGUAACCCACAAUUUGCUUUCUCAUUUUAACAUUUGGAAAUUGAUAAAAUUGUGUAACAAGAAAAUUAUGCAAAAAAUACAUAUAUAUAUAUAUAUAUAUUUAGCCAAUAGUUUAUGUAAUAUACAUAAUAAUGUCAAAUUCCACUAAUGGAAUUAUCUCAAAGUUUUUUGGUAAACCGUGCGUACCUGUGUGCAUGUGGUCAAAACUGAAACAUUCAAAAAGAAGAAUGUGUAACAAAUAUUUUUAAAAUUUUAUGUAUAGCUUUACAACAUAUUAUGUAACAACUCAGUCAGCACAAUUUGUUGUUGAUUGACAAAGUGUACACGACUUGAACGGAAUGAAUAUUUUAUCGUAUAAUAUAAUUACAAAAAAUGUCAAAAUCUUUGUACUCUUUUCAAUUUAAACCGUAUUUACAAGGCGGGUUUUAGUUAACAUUUUACUGAUUUAAUUAAUUGUUAAAUAAUAUUUUAUUAAUUAGCUUAUACACAGUUACUUGAUCAUCAUCUUAAAAUUAUUCUGUAUCCAUUUCUAUAAUUAUUCUUAGCUUAUAUAGCACAGUCAAGUUUUGUAACUUACGAAUUCUAGUCAGAUUUAUUUUCCACAUAUUGAUGUCCGUAUUAUUAUUACUCUUAUUUAGUUGCUGGUGUGAGCAUGACGCUAUGUAAGCUUCCUUCCGGCCACUUCCGGGCGGCAGUGUUUAUUUUCUUGAACAACAAUUAAAAAACAAUUCUGUUUGUCCAAAAAGUA
This is a messenger RNA of Folsomia candida, 8333 nucleotides long. Its product is annotated as histone deacetylase 4. Gene Ontology annotation, cellular component: histone deacetylase complex. Gene Ontology annotation, molecular function: histone deacetylase activity. The record is from RefSeq and is a predicted model, not a curated record. The coding region runs from base 2135 to 5431 and encodes 1098 amino acids. The transcript is spliced from 29 exons. Gene Ontology annotation, biological process: negative regulation of transcription by RNA polymerase II; chromatin organization. NCBI's taxonomy places the organism in Eukaryota, Metazoa, Arthropoda, Collembola, Entomobryomorpha, Isotomidae.